AUGAAAGACAGGCUGAGGCACCUCCACGAGGAGCAGAUUGACUGUGAGGGCUUCAGCACAGUGGAGCUGGACAACCUGUCAGAGCAUGAAGCAGCAGCAGGAGCAGCAGCAGCAGCAGCAGCAGCAGAAUCACAUCCUGACCCGGACUUGGAUGGUGUCCUGCAGGAGGCCCAGCAGAUACGUCUGGAGAUCCAGCAGAUCCAAAAUGACAUCAGCGAGCUGAAGGAUGUGAACUACCAGACUUUGAACAAGACCUCACACCUCAGUGCAACAAAGCGGGACGCCAAUGCAAUCGGGGCAGAUGUUAAACGCAGAGGAGAGUCUGUGCUGCAGCGGCUGCACAAGAUGAAUGCUCUCAGUGGAGAAAUGGAGGCUCAGCGUGGCAGCAGUGACCCAACAGCACGUAUUGCUCUAACACAAUACCAAUGUCUCAGCAAUGCUCUGCGAGAGGCGAUGAUCAGCUACAAUGACACAGAGAUUAGCCACAGGGAGGAUUGUAAACGGCAGAUCCAGAGGCAGAUGGAGGUGGUGGGCCGGGAGGUCAGCGAGGAGGGGCUGAGGGAGAUGAUGGAGAGCGGGGAGUGGAAUGUGUUCAGUGACCAGCUAGAAGGCAAAACAGCCCACUCUGCGUUGUUACAGAUCGAGAGCCGUCACAAAGAGCUGCUGGAGCUGGAGAAGAGAAUCGAGGGGAUCCAGGAACUGUUUCUGGAUGUGGCUGUGCUCACAGAGGAGCAGGGAGCAACUGUCGAAAACAUCCAGAAAAAUGUCCAAAAUACUGAAGUGACCACUCAGGAAGCGUUGGUUCAGCUGGAUAAAGCCACCAAAUCUGAUAAAAACAACCCCUUCAAGCAGCUGUUUUGUAGCUGCUUUCCAUGUUAUUAUAAUUAAGUCUGAUGGGGGCCAGUGGUUUUGGAUCAGG
This is a messenger RNA of Thunnus maccoyii (southern bluefin tuna), 919 nucleotides long. Its product is annotated as syntaxin-11-like. The coding region runs from base 1 to 888 and encodes 295 amino acids. Gene Ontology annotation, molecular function: SNARE binding; SNAP receptor activity. Gene Ontology annotation, cellular component: plasma membrane; synaptic vesicle; presynaptic active zone membrane. Gene Ontology annotation, biological process: synaptic vesicle fusion to presynaptic active zone membrane; intracellular protein transport; exocytosis. The transcript has a single exon. The record is from RefSeq and is a predicted model, not a curated record. NCBI's taxonomy places the organism in Eukaryota, Metazoa, Chordata, Actinopteri, Scombriformes, Scombridae.